This is a messenger RNA of Leptidea sinapis, 813 nucleotides long. Its product is annotated as serine protease SP24D-like. NCBI's taxonomy places the organism in Eukaryota, Metazoa, Arthropoda, Insecta, Lepidoptera, Pieridae. Gene Ontology annotation, biological process: proteolysis. Gene Ontology annotation, molecular function: serine-type endopeptidase activity. The record is from RefSeq and is a predicted model, not a curated record. The transcript is spliced from 3 exons. Bases 1 to 750 code for a protein of 249 amino acids.
AUGUUUUACCUUUUACUGUCAAUUCUACCUGUGACAGAGUGUUCUUUGCAACCACACGUAGUUGAUGGUAGCAAGGCAUCUAUAAAUAAAUUUCCACAUUCAGUAUUCUUGUUCGUAGGCGUAAAUGGUGCAGUAAUUUGUGGGGGCUCAAUACUAAGCAAUAGAUUAAUUUUAACAGCCGCACAUUGCUUAGAAUAUGUAAGAAAUGAAGCUGAUAUAAUUCCGUAUGCAGGAAGCGCUCGAAUACACGAAGCACAGGAGUUUAAAACAUUGAGAUACGCAAUUCAUGGAGCUUAUAGUGAACAUACAAUAGCCAACGAUAUUGCCUUAAUUCUUUUGGAAAGGUCAAUGCCUUUAGGGGCGGAUAUGAGAAAAAUAGCUGUUUACAGAAUUCCACCAGUUAAGACGUUUGCUAUAGUUGCUGGAUGGGGGUAUAUUAAUGAGGUAACGGGAGAACAAUCAGAUUGGCUGCGUUCAACGAGGCAGAAAGUAUGGACCUAUCAAGAGUGUAGAAAAGUUGUUACAGGAAUUCCGAAGGGUUCUUUAUGUGCUGGUGACCUUAAGAAUACAGGGUAUCCUUCCGUUGGAGACUCUGGAAGCGCUCUAGUCGUCGACAAAUACAUUCAAAUCGGACUAGUAUCAUUUAAAAGACCUCAAGUUACAACUAGCCUUGUAGUUUACACAAACAUAUCAUACCACUACGACUGGGUAGUUAGCAUUGCAACAUCAUUAAAUUGUAUGAAUAAAUAGCUUACUAAAUAAGUUUGAAAGACGGAUGGCAAAACAUCUUGAUUCACUCUAUAGGUUAUGGAA